GACAUCAUCAUUUUCAGCAUCACCAGCAUCUCCUUGUUCAUAUACAUAUUCAUAUUCAUAUUUGCCUGAUUGAUUUAUAUUAAAUUUUCCUUCCAUAUCAUAAGGAUUUCAUCUUUGAUCGCGUUUCGGGUAUUCUGGCUUAUCUGCUACUAUAUCUGUAGUGAUCGUUUCUGAUAUACGGACGAAACGGGAUAUUUUCGUUCAUCCUAAGUGACAUUGCUAGUGUAUUGAGCCUGUUUAUCGAACGCUAGAUACGUACACGAAUCACGGGUUGUUCUUGGUUGUCAUUUAUUACUGGUUCGGUGACAAUUAAGGAUGUUUAGGAUUAUAUACUGAUAAAGAAUAUAGGUCGCGCCUUGUUGGACGGAUUUUAAUGUUUACUUAAGUCAAAGCGUAAUCUCAUUAGGGCUUAUGGUGGAAAUGGUUUUACUUCGAUGAUAUAGAAGAGCAUUAUGGAAGUGUCAAAAGUAAAGUUUCCGCUUGAUGCAAAGGAUUACAAGUUAUAUGAGGAAAUUGGUGAAGGAGUCAGUGCUUCCGUGUACAGAGCUCUUUGUGUCCCGUUGAACGAGACGGUUGCUAUUAAGGUUCUUGAUUUGGAGAAGUGUAAUAAUGACCUGGAUGGUAUCCGCCGGGAGGUACAAACUAUGAGCUUAAUCAGCCAUCCAAAUUUAUUACGAGCAUAUUGCUCUUUUACAACUGACCAACACCUUUGGGUUGUUACCCCAUAUAUGGCUGCGGGAUCGUGUCUUCACAUAAUGAAAUCCUCUUUUCAAGAAGGUUUUGAAGAACCUGUUAUAGCUACAUUGCUGCGCGAGGUCCUUAAAGCCCUAGUUUAUCUUCAUGCGCAUGGGCACAUCCAUAGAGAUGUGAAGGCAGGGAACAUAUUAGUUGAUUAUAAUGGUUCCAUCAAGCUGGCAGAUUUUGGGGUAUCUGCAUGUAUGUUUGACACAGGAGAUAGGCAACGUUCAAGAAAUACUUUUGUCGGAACUCCUUGUUGGAUGGCACCGGAAGUUAUGCAGCAAUUGCAUGGAUAUGACUUUAAAGCAGAUAUCUGGUCAUUUGGAAUCACAGCUCUUGAACUCGCUCAUGGGCAUGCACCUUUUUCCAAGUAUCCGCCAAUGAAGGUUUUGCUCAUGACUUUGCAAAAUGCACCACCAGGUCUUGACUAUGAAAGGGACAAAAAGUUUUCUAAGUCCUUUAAAGAAAUGGUUGCGGCUUGCUUAGUGAAAGACCCAAAGAAACGUCCCUCCUCAGAGAAGCUUUUGAAGCAUUCUUUCUUUAAAAAUGCACGGACAACUGAUUAUCUGGAGCAUACUAUUCUUAAUGGCCUUUUCCCCCUAGGCGACCGUUUUAAAAUGCUAAAGGCAAAAGAGGCAGAACUUCUCAUGCAAAACAGGGAAUUAUACGGGGAGAAAGAGCAUUUAUCACAGCAAGAGUAUAUUCGCGGAAUCAGUGCCUGGAAUUUCAAUCUGGAGGAUUUGAAGAAUCAGGCUUCCCUUAUCCAGGACUAUGAUGAAAUAUCAAAUGCUGAAGACCAAAAUGCUAGUUCAAAGCAGCAAAACGGGCUCAAUGAAGUAGGUUUACCAGCAGAGAGGUCGUCUCCAGAAAUGUCUGAUCGUUCAGAUUCAGCUUCUCACCAUGAGGAUGCAAUCAAUGAAAUACCUGAUUUGGAGAGUUCAUUUGCGGCAUUUCCGUUGAAGCCUAUUGAAGCACUCAAGGGCUGUUUCGAUGUUUGUGAAGAUGAUAAGGAUGAUAAAAAUCCAUCAGAUAAUCAACAGAGUUCUAUAAAACCAUCAGUAGUAACUGAGGAGCUGGAAGUUGAAAGCAAUGAUACUGGGCAUGUUGUACAACGAAGUUCCUUACCAAGACCUAUCACUGAUGGGCCAAGAAAAUAUUUGAGUGGUUCACUGCUACCGGAUAAUUCUAAUUUUACUAAGAAGUUCGUUGACGAUGUUGACAGAGAUCUUAUGCAUUCAAGAUUAAAAACACAACGGAGUGAUAGUGGUCCACUUCAUAGUCGUCAAAGUCUUAAAAUGAAUGACCUUUCAUCCGUAGAUGAUGUUUCAGAAGGAGCAGUGGUCCAGCGCAAGGGACGUUUUAAAGUCUUUUCUGCAGAUCACAAUCCAAAGGGUCCAGGGUCCAAUCCUAUUUCCAGUGGUAUUUCCAGUCCUCAACUAUCAAGUGUAGCAGCUGCAUCUGUUAUUCCAUAUUUGCUGUCGAUUUUGCAGCAUAAUAGUAUGCAAAGGGAAGAAUUACUUAAAUUACUCAAGUUUGCAGAUCAAGUUUCUGGCAAUGCCAUGGAAUAUGUGGAAUCAGGAACCAAUGAAUUUUUGCAAAUCCCCGUAACUUCCCCGAGGGAAAGAGAACUGCAGUCCCAGGUUGUGCAGUUACAACAAAGCGUUGGCAGUCUUGUUGAGCAGUUGCGAAUACUGAAAAUGAGAAAUGCAAAGUUGGAAAGAAAUUUGAGCAAUUUAACAGAGAAAGCCCACGCUAAUCGUAUGCGUUUGAAGUUUUUGAUGGCUCAUUGUUGGUGUAUAAAUUUUGUGAGUGUGAAUGCACAUAUUUGUUUGUGAAUACAAGGAGGAAUGCAGGGCGGCUUGUACCAUUUCUCAAAAUAGCAUAUAUUUAUAGGGUCCAUAUACAUUUUGUUGUAAUUUACAUCCCCACAUUAUUGGAGUUAUUGAAAUUAUAUUUUACACAAAGAGUCGACCAGUGGCUCUGUAUCUUGUUGAAA
Messenger RNA from Erigeron canadensis, 2734 nucleotides. Its product is annotated as serine/threonine-protein kinase BLUS1-like. The record is from RefSeq and is a predicted model, not a curated record. Lineage: Eukaryota; Viridiplantae; Streptophyta; Magnoliopsida; Asterales; Asteraceae. Gene Ontology annotation, molecular function: protein serine/threonine kinase activator activity; ATP binding; protein kinase activity. Gene Ontology annotation, biological process: protein phosphorylation. The coding region runs from base 453 to 2573 and encodes 706 amino acids. The transcript has 22 exons.